Molecule: messenger RNA, 1098 nt
Organism: Cadophora gregata
Lineage: Eukaryota; Fungi; Ascomycota; Leotiomycetes; Helotiales; Ploettnerulaceae
Exons: 4
Coding region: 1-1098 (365 amino acids)
Source: RefSeq, a predicted model, not a curated record
AUGAUGCUCAAUAUAUUUUCCGCUUUAGCCUUGGGAGGCUCCCUCAUUGGUAUUGCUGUGGAUGCACAGAAUGCGUUUCCUGGCGCUGUGGGAUUUGGUGCUAUUGCGACGGGUGGAAAUAGUGGGACGAGAUAUCGUGUCACGACGCUUGCGGAUUCCGGAGCUGGAUCGUUCCGAGAUGCCGUGAGCAAGUCAAAUCGCAACAUCGUUUUCGAUGUUAGCGGAUACAUUGUUCUCAAGUCUGCUGUGUCGCUAUCCUCAUCCAUCACUAUUAAUGGACAGACUGCUCCUGCACCCGGCAUUGGUAUUAUGGCUGGAGAGGUAUCGGCAAGUGGCAAGAGCAAUAUCAUAAUCCGAAAUCUUCGAAUGAGGCAAGGGACCUUGGAUAAAGACAACGGCAAGAGUGCAUUCAAUAUGGGAGGAGCUAAGAACGUCAUCCUCGACCACUGUUCAGUCGCAUACGGACAAUGGGAUUCCAUCGACGGCGUCGGCAUAACCAACAUCACCAUCUCCAACUCUAUCAUCGCCUUCCCCAUCGGUCAACAAUUCGGCGCCCACAUCGAAGGCAACCAAGCCACGUACUACGGCAAUCUCUGGGUAAGCGGCCACAGCCGCCAACCCCUGUCGAAGGCCAACUCCCAGUACAUCAACAACGUAGUCUACAACUACCAAGCAGCCUACACUGUCGCCAACACAGGCGAAGUCUUCAACCACGACAUCAUCAACAACUAUUUCAUCGCAGGACCGAGCACGACUUCAGCCAGUAAUUACUACUACCAAGUCAAUGCCGGGCAGAGUGUGUAUGCCAAAGGAAACUAUGCGGAUACGAAUAAAGAUGGUGUGUUCAAUGGAGCGCUGGAGAAUAAAGUGGGAAGCGCGAAAGUCCUGACUGCACCCUGGGCGCGCGAUUCUGCUGCUAUGGCGUCGAGAUCGGCGGCAGAUGCGUAUAAGUAUGUUCUUGCUAAUGCGGGAGCGUCGCCAAGGGACGAGGUUGAUGCUUUUGCGGUCAAGACCGUGCAGUCUCUGGGGAAGUCGGGGGUUAUUUAUAAAAAUCAGGCGAAUACGGGGCUGAGCAAUGGGGGAUAUGGAAAGCUGUGA